Trichoplusia ni (cabbage looper) is the source of this 834-nucleotide messenger RNA. Its product is annotated as coiled-coil-helix-coiled-coil-helix domain-containing protein 7. The coding region runs from base 94 to 360 and encodes 88 amino acids. The record is from RefSeq and is a predicted model, not a curated record. The transcript has 3 exons. NCBI's taxonomy places the organism in Eukaryota, Metazoa, Arthropoda, Insecta, Lepidoptera, Noctuidae.
UUCACAACAAUCACAAAUCGCAUGUUCCAUUCAGCAUUCGGCAAAUAAAAAAUAGUAACUCAUCAUUCAACAAAUAUUAAUUGAAAAAUAAAGAUGACGAAACUAGUCAAUAAAGAUGCCGAACGUCUUAACCCAUGUCUUAAGGAGCAAGAACAGUCAUACCAGUGUUUAAAUAAGAAUGGAUAUGAUCAGUCGAAAUGUGAAGAGUACUUUGACAACUAUAAUACAUGCAAAAAGUUUUGGGGUAAAGUAUACCGGGAUAGAAAAGCUCAAGGAUUGUACCCAUAUUUGCCAGAUGUUGAAGAGAGAGCUAAAAUAAAGGCACAAUAUUUUGGAGCUGUUAAGAGUUCUAUUUCCUAACAAUAAAUAUAGUAAAUAUAGACUUAUUUUUUAACUAAACAGAUGUGGCCAAUGGAAAACAGAAAACUUGUAUAAUAUAUUUUAAUACCUUGCAUUUUUAAGUUAGUUUAACACAAGAUAUGUAGUUUGUUUUUUAAAGAAUGGAUGUAGAAAAUGUGUAUUUAAACAGAUUUAUAGAAAAAUUAUACUUAUGUUUACACCAUAUUCAAGGCAAACUUGAACUAGGACGAGAUAUUUUUCCAAUUUUGGGACAGUUACAAGCAUAUAUCAAGAGAAUUUUAAGGUACAAGAUGGUUAUUAACAUAGACAUUUUAACUGCAGAAAUGAUUUUCGCAUCAUUCUAUAUCUAUUGCAUUUUAACAAAUGUGUUGCCAGGUAGUAGGAAAUCUGUUUUGUUAUACAUCUUAUUGAUUGCUGUGUUGACUUACUCACAGGAGUUUCCUAGUGACUAAAUAUAUUUUUCAUGAGACAGUU